Molecule: messenger RNA, 3019 nt
Organism: Paramacrobiotus metropolitanus
Lineage: Eukaryota; Metazoa; Tardigrada; Eutardigrada; Parachela; Macrobiotidae
Product: bromodomain and WD repeat-containing protein 3-like
Exons: 10
Coding region: 328-2559 (743 amino acids)
Biological process (GO): cytoskeleton organization; regulation of transcription by RNA polymerase II; regulation of cell shape
Cellular component (GO): nucleus
Molecular function (GO): protein binding
Source: RefSeq, a predicted model, not a curated record
UACUUGGGAUCGAUGAUUUACUUGCUUUUCUAUUUACCCCACUACACAGUACUGUCUUAAAGCUCGCCUUUCCUUUUUUUUGGUUAACCGCAGUCCACACACACAACGGAUUUCUUUCUGAAUUUGUUUGUUUAAAUACAAAUCGUAAUUAUGCGGUUUCUUUGGACUCUGCAGAAAGGGCGCAAGCUGUGAUGCGAUAACGAUAUUCGCACAAACUGCACUUGUGCGGCUGUGCCGAUCCGAUAGCGUCCGACGUCGCUGCUAUAACAUUGUUCUGUUAUCAUCUGAGUAAGCCGUUCUGCAGUGGAUUCCAAAGAAGGAUUGCAAAUGUCAUUAAUCAUGGAUCCCGCUGCAAAAAACAAAAUAUAUCGCGAUGUUUGGAUUCUCCUGCAGCGACUGGGCGCUCCCGAUGAUUUCAUCCAGGAUUUCGAGAAAGAUGGCCGCGACAGGGUCGCGGAGCUCGAUUGCAAUGUGCUGCAGCUGCUGCGGAAAUUCUAUGGCUCGCGCGUGGUGACAGCAGAAUCACAGACGGAACCUGCGUGGAGUUCACAGUUCGGGUUAGACGGCGAUCGCAUGGUGGAAGACCCGCACACAAUGGCUGAAUCAGCUGUUGCCGCCGCAGCCAUUGUGCCUGAUACGAGCGUCGAUGCUGCGAUACAGGUUGUUGCGCCCGUCUUGAAUUCAGCGCACUCAUCUCUCCCGUUGGAGAAACGAUUGGAUGCGGAUUCCGAAAGGCGUGUGGUCGAGAAUGUUCAGCAGCAGCAGGGCGCCCCUGCAAUAGAUCCAGUACCAGCAGCACCGAUGACUUCACAUUCGCCGGAGCCGCGCUCCGUUAUUGAUGAAGCAUUUGACAGCUGGCGCGAAAACACGAUUCGUAAACGAAAACUUCACGACGAUUCCGGUAGUGAAGAUGAGGACACUGAGACCGAAGGUACAGCAUUUGCCGUUGGACUGUCGACGGCUGACAUGAAGGACAGCUCGGGUGACGAUGCCCUGACUAACGCUGCGGACGAUCCAUCGGAUAAUUCCAACGGAAGUUUCCGGAAGAAAUACUAUAAAAGAACUCGCAUUUCCAUUACAACAGGCAAGCGUUAUCGGCACAGAGGGAAAAAUCCACCCUCGGAUCAGACUGCUUGUAAACGCAAGAUGAUUAAAAAGUCCAAAAGCGGGAAACCCCUGAAGGUACCGAAAAGCACUUAUUAUAAGCCACCAAAGAAAUCUCAGCCGAGAACCAGUGGCAUGUGGCCUGGGAAGAGAACAGACAGCGGCGAGAUAAAGAUUGUUUCCGCUAACUGCUGGAUGGAUAGGGUGAAAAGGGAGGACAGCAUGGAGUCGGGCUUUAUCGGGCCGAAAUGUGGACAUAAAUCGAAAAGCAUCAAAUUUGACCUGAACAAUUUUGUCCUGUCGACCCCUGCAGGCAGUGAACUGCUCUUUUCGCCCAAAAAGCGCAGACACCUGACCUAUGCGUAUCCCAAAUGGCUCACCGGUUUUUAUCCGGGACCGUCUCCCUUCUUUCCGCAGAUCGGUGAUGUGGUGUAUUAUUUUCGAGAAAGAUACGAGGCAUUUAUAAAGGAGAUGAGGCGCGUCGCCCAUCGUAAUGGAACGAAAUGUAACCUGGAAUUUUCUGACCCAAAUUUAGGAGACAUGGAGCUGUUUAAAGUAAUGGAUAUACAGUUUAUCACAGAACCGCCGGAUUACGCUCCAUAUGCUAUGUUAGAUUUGGAGCGGUUGUCCUGCGAUGAGGACAAUUGUGCAACCGGCCAGCGUUUUUUCAUGCGGUAUCAAGAUAUGAAGGAUGUGGCCGAUAUCUUCGUGAUGCAGGAUGUUGUCAGACGCCGCAAGACGGAAUUCCAAGCCGGUCAGCGGGUGCGUGCCAUUUUCGAGGAGAGGGGAGCACUGCGCUGGUCCAAUGGCACGGUAAUGAAAGUGGAUGACGAUGAAAAGAAAAUGAUGUCUAUGGGUCGGCUGGAUUCUAUUCAUGUGUUGCUGGAUUCGCGAAGAGAAAAAGAUCCACAGUGGGAUCCUCUCAGUCCCUGGGAUUUGCAGUUGAUUCCUAAAGAAGAGAAGGACAUCGAAAGGAACUCUACCGAGUACGAAGAAGGUCGAGUAGUUACGCGGUCAGAACUGCGCAGUUUGGCCUACGCUCCCAGACCGGACGACUGGGGCGGCAGACCGCCGUAUGAGGUGGAGAAAACCAUUCGGAAGAAACUAAAGAAAGUGCUGUACAGAAAUGAGGUGGAACGCUUCCGCCGUCCGGUUGAUCUAGCGAAGUAUCCACAGUAUUAUAAGGAGAUCGCCUAUCCAAUGGAUUUGACUACCGUGAUUCGCCGACUAAAAUACCGCUUCUAUCGCCGGAAAGCAGCGCUGUUGUUUGAUAUCCGGCAGUUGGUGGCUAACUGCAGAGCUCACUGUGGUUAUUCCAAGGAGGACGUGGAAAAUGCCAAGCUUCUGGCAGCAGUGUGCGAGGAUAUUGUGGAGUUUCCGUUUGUCUUUGCAGGAAUCCUGAAAAAACAGCCACUGUUGACGAGAUCUGGGAAGCAAAACGAAAUUAACUUGUGAAUUUGUCUGAUGGUUAUAUGGGUUACUUACAUAAAUGGAUCUGGAUUGGGAUUUUCUUUAGUAUUAUUAUCUGGAUUAUCUGGAUCGGGAUUUUCAUCUGGAUUGGGAUUUUCUUUAGUUGACUAUAACAACAGUAUUUUGGUUGUUUUUAAGCGCUUUGCUUUAACGACAGCCUUUAUUUACCGGUAAACUGGUUCGUUUUUAAGAACUGGUUUUUGUUAACGCAGUUUGGACGUCCAGUUAAAAUCUCCAUGCAUCCAAAUCAAAGUUGAUGUCUACCAAAGCCUUAAUUUUGUACAGAUCUGUUGUAUUUUCGAGUGGCUAUUGAAAUAAUUUUUGAAGAUGCACGGAAUUGCUAUUAUUAAAGUCAGUGUUUGUGUAAAUGUGUAGUACACGGUACUCACUUGUCAGUAUUGUCAAAGACUGUGAGAUGGGGAAAAUGUGCAGAAAUCCGGACACA